Durio zibethinus is the source of this 2155-nucleotide messenger RNA. RefSeq lists its product as uncharacterized. The record is from RefSeq and is a predicted model, not a curated record. Gene Ontology annotation, biological process: regulation of DNA-templated transcription. Gene Ontology annotation, molecular function: DNA binding. NCBI's taxonomy places the organism in Eukaryota, Viridiplantae, Streptophyta, Magnoliopsida, Malvales, Malvaceae.
ACCCCAAUACCCAAACAGUAAACACGGUAUCAACGCGGACGCGUACCCAAAAUCGUACAGACGGUAUACAAACAAUGACUUAGAGACGGCCGGACUCUCAGCUUAAUACCAAAAAUACAUGCACGCUUGACAACAAUAGACAUGAUCCAAUCCACUGUAAGUGUCAAUAACUCGAGCAGGCCCACGUAGCUUCCCAAUUAAGUUGAGUCGAAGACCAUAAAAAUUUGGGAGUCAAUGCUUGUAUAUAAGAACUGAAUUUCUUCUAAAGACACACUCCUCUCUUCCUCUGCUCCUUGUAGAACAAACAAAACCUUCACUCGCUCUGUUUUAUCUUUUGUUUCUCUCUUUUCUUGUUUAGUAUAAUAGUAGUAGUAGUAAUAAUAAUAAGGUGGGUUGUGAGAAAAUGAACAUCUUCCUUGAGAUUGGGUUUAGAUUCCUUCCACCGGAUGAACAAAUCAUCCGUAUUUUUCUUAUAAAUAAAAUGAUUGGUGAUCCUGAUCACACCCUCCAUAUUAGAGAAGUCGACCUCAACAAGCAAGAGCCCUGGGACUUACCUGACUUGUCUAUAGUACGGUCGACAUAUCACGAAUGGUUCUUCUUUUAUAAACUGAACAAGAUUUCCGAGAGAAAAAAUGACAGGUCAACGAAGGCUGGGUAUUGGAAAUCGACGGGUAAGGAUCGGGAUAUCAGUUAUCGAGAUAAGGUGAUUGGUACCAAGAAGACUUUGGUUUUCUAUACAGGCCAUACUCCUCAUGGGGUCAAAACCGAUUGGGUCAUGCACGAGUUUCGUGCCGCUGCCGACAUCAUUCCUCCCAAUGCGGAUAACAGUUAUGUGGUCGGCUACUUAAAGAACAAUGCUGCCGAGAACACUGAAAACUCAAUUCCAAAUGAUGGUCAGUCAAGCACAUAUCUUGUGGCUAGUGGUUCUCAAAAUAAUGCAGUUGGGGUUACGUCUAUGGAGGUGGCUCCUCAAUUACCGUCCGAUAAUAUGGAUUACGAAAUAGCUUUGCAAAUACAGAUGAAAGAUCAGGGUAUCUUUGAUUAUGAUCUAUCAUCAUAUAAUGGCUUGCACGAUCUCCCAUCAUCCAGUGCCAUUGCCAGCAAUGGCCAAAACAGGAUGGAAGAAGAAGGUAUCUCCUUAGAGGAUCUCCUGCAAUCUAAUGACCCGGUUGAUGAUGAGCAGAAUGAGUGGCAACUUCAAUUUGACACCAUUGAGGAAGAAAAUGAAUUCAUGAUUUCUCUGUUUCAUGACCAAGAUGAGAACUCUUAUGUAGAGGCUGGGCACCAUCUUCACCUUGAUUACAGGGCACCAGACCAUAUUGGGGAUGGCAGUGACACUGACCCCGUAUGGACCGAUGAAUGGUGUGAUCAAAUUGUUCUUACGUCCGAUGGGGCUGGCCAUGGCCAGUCGGAAGGAUUCAAUCAGAAGCGAAUGGAAAAUAGUUUCCGUCACGAUGAGAUCCAUUAUAUGAAUUCCAGUGUUGACUCAGCGACAGUUACAGCCUACGAGAUCAAUUGUCUUGAAUCGGUCCGGGAGGAAAAUUCUGUUAACUCAAAAACCUGCAAAUCUCAAUAUGAGCCAAGAUCCCACAAGUCAGUGAUGCAGGGCAAAGAGAAAGCAGUAUCGAGAGACAAGACAAGAGAAAGUGGUGUGCGUCGUCCUGUUGUUAACCUUGUCCGGGGGAAGAGAUCCAUCGUGCUGUCUAACAAAGACCCUAAAAUGGAUCGGGACAGGAAUGCAAAAUCGGAUAUGAACUCAAGAUCUAAUGUGUCAGCUGGCAGCGGUAGAAAAAAUUCUUUCAAUUUCCUGGAGAUGUCCCAGCUAAACUGCAAAUCAAAUCCACCAUUAGUAAAUAUUAGAAAUAUACUUUUGGGCGUGAUUUUGUUCGUAGUUGUGGUUAGGGAAGUUAUGUUUCUUCAUUAGGCGGAGCAAAAUCAUUUUGUGGUUGCAGCUUUAGGAUAGAUGGUACGCCAAAAGCUGAUAAGGUGCAAUUUUCAGAAAGCAAAUGAUGCGGAUGAUGAUGAAAAUUCGUGCAUAUCUGAAAACUGAAUUCGGGUAACUUUUUGGUAUUAUAAAGCACGCCCUUGAGGAUUUAGCUGCUAAAAAGAAAGUUUAUACUACCCCUAUUCUUUUAUAUAUAUAUAUAUAUAUGUU